Messenger RNA from Otolemur garnettii (small-eared galago), 587 nucleotides. RefSeq names its product chromosome unknown C1orf194 homolog (gene CFAP276). The record is from RefSeq and is a predicted model, not a curated record. NCBI's taxonomy places the organism in Eukaryota, Metazoa, Chordata, Mammalia, Primates, Galagidae. Bases 1 to 513 code for a protein of 170 amino acids. The transcript has 5 exons.
AUGCCUCCCACCCGGGACCCUUUCCAGCACCCUAUGCUAGAUAACGAUGAUUCCUACUUGGGAGAACUGCGGGCUUCCCAGAAAUUGCCAUACAAGAACCCACCUCACCUGGCUCAGCAAGAGGAACCCUGGAGUCGGCUCAGCUCUACUCCCACAAUUACUUCCAUGAGGCGGGAUCCCUACUUUUUUGAUUCCCAGAUACCAAAGGAUGACCUGGAUUUCCGAUUAGCAGCCUUGUACAACCACCACACUGGGAUGUUCAAAAACAAAAAUGAGAUACUACUACACCAGAAGACUAUCCAGGAUACCCAUGGACACAAGAUCCAAUUCCCUGGGAAACUUUUAUCUUCUCCCUCUCCAACGUCCAUCACUUCCCAGGCCAACAUCAGACAGUGGAUCAAUCCUAAGAAGGAGUCCAUCUACAGCAUCCAGGGAUCCAUAGUGUCCCCUCACACUGCAGCCACCAAUGGAGGCUACUCCCGAAAGAAUGAUGGUGGCUUCUUCUCCACCUAAGGUAGACAGGCCCCUGGACUAAUUAUAGUGGAACAUCUGGCCACUUACGUUCAUUAAAUAGAUUUGUGCAAGAU